AAAAUUGGAUCGAAAUUUUGAGCAGCAAUGUGGAAGAGCAGAAGAUUAAGUUGAGCUAUUUAAGCAAAACUUUUGGAUAAUAUAUCAAGGAGAAGCAUUAAAUGGGAAACCAGUGGGAAACCAACAAAGACUACGAGAUCUCAUGGCAGGAAAUUUCAGGUCACGGUCGAGAAGGAAACCCCUGGGAUCUUGCUGAAGCCGUGUAUCAGAAAACUCUAAGUAAUAGAGCCAGAUGCAAACAAGGCUUGUUGGUAUUUUAUUUGAGGCUUCGGUUGGAGAUGCUUGUCAAGAAAUGUGGCAUGAAGAUUGUCAACUCUGCAAAGCCUAAGCCUGAGAAACAGAUGAAAAUCUUGAAAACACAUGAAAGGACUAGUCGAUGGAAGAUAUUUUGGAUGACGAGAACGAUGGAGACUAUAUGGAUGCGGAGUCGCAGGGCCAUAGCAACACUUCCUCUUUUCCAAUAUAUAAUGCAUCGCUUUGAGAUUUGGAUGCCAAGAUUAACCCAGGUCAAACCAACAAAUACUGCGAGAUCUCAUGGCAAGAAAUUUAAGGUCACGGUCGAGAAGAAAACCACUAGGAUAUUGGGGAACUUUGGAUGGGCUUAUAUGCAACUAAGGGACUAUACAGCAGCUAAAGACGUGUAUUGGAAAGCUCAAGUGAUAGAGCCAGAAGGAAUGUUGGCAAACAUAAAGUGCAUGAUUCAGGUUGGUUUUAGAGGUGAGGCUUCGGUUGGAGAUGCUUAUAACCAAAUAUGGUUUGUGAAGCCUGAGGAAAAGAUGAAACUUCUGAAAAAAACACGAAAGAUCAAGGAUUGUAAGGAGACACUAUAUGUAGCUGGCUCUAACAUAAGUAGAUCGCAGCAUUCAAAAGAAACUUCAUUAGAGUACCUUUCCAACUCAGUUGACAAAUGCUCUCAUAGAAUGCCAGAGGUUUCUAGAAGAACUUCAUCUUCGAUUAUAACAAGACGAUCAGCCAGCCACGAACUCCCACUUCUUAAAGCACUGCAAUCCGUGGCUAAGAAACAUAAGAGAGGCAUCGUGAUGCUUCUUUCAGGUCUACCGCAAAUGACUUCAGACAUAAUUAGCGUAUAUCAAUUCUUAGAUGAAGAAAAUGGUGGAGGAAAUGAGAAAUUACGUAGGUACUUCAAUAAGGUGGUUGGUUGCCUUGAUGGAAAGAUGAUAUGGCCAUAUCAAGGCUUCCUUCAACAUUGCUUCUCCUUCAGAGCAAAAACAAGGAAAUUACAAAAAGUCGUGUCAGUAUUACAGGUGAGGCUUUGGCUGGAGAUGCUCAUCAAGAAGUGUGGCAUGAAGAAGGCUGUCAAGUCUGUGAAGCCUAAAGAAACAUAUGAAACUCCUGAGAAACACGAAAGUAGGUGGAAGAUAUUUUGGAUGAGGACAACGAUGGGACUAUAUGGAUGCGGAGUCGUAUGGCCAUAGCAAGGCUUCCUCUUCUUCGAAACCUAAGGCAUCGCUUUGAGGUUGAUUGUUAUAUACACAUUUUGGCAUAAUUUUGGCUUGCUAUGCCUUUGGAUCUAUCUAUUCGAUCGACUUUUUGGUGCCAUGUUACAGAUUCAAGUAUAUUCAGAACCAGAGUCUUCUUGAAGUGGAUGAGUCAGACGAUGAACCACAAAACAAGAUCAGCUCUUUGAACAAGAGUUCGAUGUGGAAGAACUUCUAAGUUAGCUGUUUCUCUGUAAACUAAUCUAAUCGAGGAAGAACAUUCCUGGAAAGAAAAGGAUGAUAAUCUA
Molecule: messenger RNA, 1747 nt
Organism: Arabidopsis arenosa
Lineage: Eukaryota; Viridiplantae; Streptophyta; Magnoliopsida; Brassicales; Brassicaceae
Source: the annotation of a GenBank genome assembly